GAAUAUAAACAUCACUCCCUCUCUGCUUCUCACUUGCACAAUAUUUUUACACAUAAAUAUUUAUAUGCGCCCGUGUGAUUUCAACAGCUGUAUCGACCUUCUCUCUUUGAAACACAAGUCUCUCUUUCUAGUAUUAUGUCGGAGAAACGAAUUAGAAUGGUCGAGAAAGGUAACAACAAGAGACGCCGAGUGAAACUUGUUCCCGAGUUCUCCAUCAACGACCAUCAAGACGUGCUCGUAGAAAUACUCCGACGACUAGACGGCCCUUCUCUCUGCUCAGCCGCUUGCGUGUGCCGUCUCUGGUCGGCCGUGGCUCGUAAUGACUCAGUAUGGGAAGAGCUCUGUUUCCGACAAGUGUCACCACGACCAUCACUUCCUCUUCGCUCCAUCGUGUCGGCUCUAGGUGGCUACAGACGGCUCUACUUCCUCUGCAUCCGUCCGGUCCUCGCUCGACUCCCUAAGAUCAUAUGGAGCCAAGACCAGCUUCAGCUCUCACUAUCCCUUUACUGUGUCCACUACUACGAGCGCCUUUACGUCGGCGCGUGGCUUGGAGACGCGCCACCUUCUUCGCUCAUGUUUCUCCGAAAACCUGUCAACGUCGUCUAAUACGUUCCUGAACGACCAUUAAUAAAUUAUUACUUCCUAAGAUUGUAUUCUUUAUCAUAUCAUUAUUUACUCCCAUUUGUUACAGUUCACGAAAUUUCAUCAUUUCAUUACAAGACUAUUAUUAAUAAACGUUGGAACUUUUUGUCACUCGGUUUCUUUUCUCCCUAGAUAUUGCCAAGUGCCAAGUUGCCAACGUGUAGCUGUGUUUGUCUCUUCUGCUUUAUAUGAGUAUAUUGUAAAAAAAAUCUAAGCUCAGUC
Messenger RNA from Raphanus sativus (radish), 864 nucleotides. RefSeq names its product F-box protein SNE. The record is from RefSeq and is a predicted model, not a curated record. Gene Ontology annotation, cellular component: SCF ubiquitin ligase complex. Lineage: Eukaryota; Viridiplantae; Streptophyta; Magnoliopsida; Brassicales; Brassicaceae. The transcript has a single exon. Gene Ontology annotation, molecular function: protein binding. Bases 136 to 606 code for a protein of 156 amino acids. Gene Ontology annotation, biological process: regulation of gibberellic acid mediated signaling pathway; gibberellic acid mediated signaling pathway.